Molecule: messenger RNA, 2982 nt
Organism: Fusarium tjaetaba
Lineage: Eukaryota; Fungi; Ascomycota; Sordariomycetes; Hypocreales; Nectriaceae
Product: 2-nitropropane dioxygenase
Exons: 6
Coding region: 1-2982 (993 amino acids)
Molecular function (GO): nitronate monooxygenase activity
Source: RefSeq, a predicted model, not a curated record
AUGGCACCUCCAGGCCCCAUCACUACACCACUUACAUCCCUGCUGGGAAUCAAGCACCCCAUCAUCCUCGCCGGUAUGGCUAGGGUGUCUGGUGGUCGUCUUGCAGCAGCUGUAUCCAACGCAGGCGGCCUCGGUAUAAUUGGUGGUUUCCAAUACACACCUGAUCAACUCCGAGAGAUCAUCAAAGAAAUGAAGGACAACUUCUCACGACCUGACCUACCCUUUGGUGUUGACCUCGCUUUGCCUCAGAUUGGAGGCAAUGCACGUAAGACCAACCACGAUUACACUGGUGGAAAGUUGGACGAGUUGGUGGACAUUAUCAUUGACAGUGGUGCCAAGUUGUUUGUCAGUGCUGUUGGCGUACCACCACCUCAAGUGAUUAAGAGGUUCCAUGAUAAGGGUAUCUUAGUCAUGAACAUGGUUGGCCAUCCUAAGCAUGCAACGAAAGCGCUCGAGCUCGGAGUUGACAUGGUCUGCGCUCAAGGUGGCGAAGGAGGAGGUCACACAGGAGAUGUAGCAAACUCCAUCCUCAUCCCCGCCGUCGCAGACGUUGCUUCCAAGUACCACCCUCCCCUUCUCAAGGGCCUUCCCGCGAUGGUCGUUGCAGCCGGAGGUAUUUCCUCUGGAAGGAGUCUUGCCAGCUCAUUGAUGCAGGGCGCUGUGGCCGUAUGGGUAGGCACACGGUUUGUAGCCUCUGUUGAAGCAAGCUGCAGUGAAGAGCACAAGAAGGAGGUUGUUUCAUGUGGAUUCGAAGAUACGCAGCGAACGCUUGUUAUUUCUGGACGACCUCUGAGAAUGAAGACAAACGAUUAUAUCAGGAAGUGGCAUGAGCAGCCAGAUAAGAUCAAGGAGUUGUGCGAUAAGGGUGUUGUACCAAUUGAGUACGACUUCGAGCAGGGCAACGAUUUCGAUAUCCCACAUUUGAUGGGCCAGGUUGCCGGAGCCAUCACAAAGAUCCAGCCUGCUGGGGAGAUCGUUGAUGAGAUGGUCAAGGAGGCUGUUGAUAUGCUCAAGUUGGGAGGGACAUACUUGACAGCUAUCCCGAGACUUCUGCAGGAGAGCGUCUCGUCCAACACAUCCAUUUCUGAUGAAGAGACGGAACACAUCCCUUGCGAAUCAUGUGCCGUUCCUCCAGAAAGCCUUGAGAAUGUCAUCCCUGCAUUUGACAAUAAGACGAAUCAGUUCGUUAAAAUGCCCGACACUGACUACAUCUUCAUCUCUCUGGAUUUCCAUCAAAUCUGCAGGAAAGAGCCUAGCGUAUCGUUGAACGAACCGCCGUAUAGACAUGAUCCCGUCGUCGAAGCCGGGAUCGCAUACCUUGAUAUGCGAGACAUUUUGUAUGGCCGUGGUAAGGGCGUCAAACCUGGAGAUCGUGGGUCGUCCUGGUUCAAGUACAUGACUCCGCUCCACUAUAUAGUGGAAGAGUUCGAGAACCAAGAUGGAUCAGAUCAAUCACCAUACUUGUUCGCUUUUGGCCGAUCAAGAAGAGUUCAGCAGAAAGAUCUUGCUUACCGAUUAUAUCGAGUCUUUGCAUCGUUGAAAAAGAAAAAUCGACGGAACGAUGAGGUCGAGCAAGGAUGUCUUCGACAGCUCAUUUUGUUGACCUUUGACGCAGAGUCCGUCAAAACUGCGCUUCUGCAACUUGGUUUGGAGUGGCUGGCAGAACCGAAUGUUCAGAUAUGGGACUUGAAGAAGGAGAAGCAGUUUGAGACACGCCUUCAACAACCCGCAGUAUUUGAGCAUGUUCUGGAGCGCCUGGGUAUUCGCUUUGAAGACACUCGAUUUGGAAAACUCUCGUCAUGCUCGGGGAAUGCAACUGUCUUUACGAUUCAGGUGAUCCUUGCAUUCUUCUAUAGCGACGAACGUCAAAAAGCCUUGUUUGAGGACCGCAGACCAUUGAGAUGGCUACGGUAUACUUGGGUAGGCCACUCAUUAGAUCAGCUGAAUUUGGCACCCGGAGAGUUACCAAAGCGAAGACGUGAUAGCGAGAUGAAUCGCCAUGAUGUGCCUCAGAAGAAGAAUGAGAAGGCGUUUGGAUGCAGAAUUAUCAAGCAUAUCAUCACCGUGACCAACAGCAAGGUUGCUUAUAAGAAUAUAGCCCACAAUAAGUUUAUCAACGACAAAUCCUCAGACGACAAGAUGGCGGACAACAAGAUGACCGGCGGAAAAGCUAGCGAUAACAAACUGACCAAAAAGAUUACGCCAGAGAAAAAGGCAACAGAAGGAGAAAAUACUCAAGAGACAUCGAAAGACAAUGAGACGACCGACGCCCAGUCGGCUGAGGAUGAGAUCGUGAAAUUAUCAGUCAUACGGCAACACUUGUCCGUAGAAGUACCCGAUCUGUUCUUCAAUGUGUUGGCAAAGGAAGGCCUAGGUCUCCCCAGUCAAUUCUGCUACCCAAGUGCAUACGAUUGGCUGAAAAAGGUCGUAUGGAGGUUCCACGAGAGGACGCAAAGUUUGAUGACUCUGCAAUUCGCCUGCCUUCGCUUUUGCUGCGCUGCCUGUCGAAAACCUUGCCAGGAUGCCAAAACCAUGGAACCAGUGAAAGGACACGCUGACCAUCUUGACCGAUGGACAACCAAAGCACGCCAAAUUACUGGGUAUGAGAAACUCUGGGCGAGGUGCGGUCAUCUACAUGGUAUGAAAGAUGAAGAUCUCGGUAACAUUACACCGGCAAAGGAAUUUACAGACAAAUUGGAAGGGAGAGUAGCUGAAAAUGCCAAGGUCCUGCGAAAGUUGUUGGAAGAAACGCCUGAGCCCUCCUUCACCGAGCAGUACUACAGGGGAAGGGGUAUUCCCCGCGAUGAAAGACCUAUUUAUCGUUCGAUGCUUGAGUUCUUCAUUGACAAAUUCGAUUAUUUCGUUGAGGUUGAAGGCGAUGAGGACGAGGAAAUUGACAGCAGUAAUGAAGGGGAGGAUGGGCGUGAUGGCGACUAUGAACUCCCUCAAUUGAAAGUUAACCCGCCUACACCGCAGCGUUAG